Messenger RNA from Rhizophagus irregularis DAOM 181602=DAOM 197198, 273 nucleotides. Lineage: Eukaryota; Fungi; Glomeromycota; Glomeromycetes; Glomerales; Glomeraceae. The record is from RefSeq and is a predicted model, not a curated record.
GAAUGGGAUGUUAUUAUUGAAAAAUUUUGUAAAGAUGCUUGGAUUGGAGUAUGUGCAACAGAAAAUUUUAAUUACGAAACCUGGCCAGGAAAUCAACCUACCGGAUGGAUAUUGGGUACAAAUGGUUAUUCUUAUAAUUCUGGUAAGAGGACAUUAUAUUGUCCAUCGUUUCAAAAUGAUAACGUAAAAGUAACAGUUCAUUUAAAUAUGAAUGAAAGAACUUGCGCUUUUUCAGUCAAUGGUACAAAAUAUCCAGUAGUAUCAAAUUGGAAU